AUGGCAGUGUUCAAGGAUGAUAUUGCUCUUGGGAGGAAUGUUACUGAGGCCCUAGGAAUAUUAGAGAGGGAGCUUGGCUCGCAAUACUGCUAUUGUAGGACUCUUGAGGGCUGUUCUAAUGAGGUUCAUAUCAUCGAAGACGUACACUCAGGGUCAGCGUACAUAGUGCGGUUUACGCGACAGUCUCGCUUCCAGAAUUAUAGCGUUGAAAGGAAGAUCUUAUCGCAUGUUGUGGGAAGGAGCGUAGCCACGUCACAGGCUUACCUUUUCGCAGAUGGAAUAGUGACGGCAUGCAUAGAAGGCCACUGCAUAGAGUCGGACAAGAUGCUCGGAGACAGCCCUUACUAUGAGCUUAUUGCAAGACAGAUGAGGCGUCUCCAUGAGAUAUCAGUGCAGGACGAUGGUGCUAGUGCCAUGCACCUUGAGAGUCACUACGGGCUAAAAUCCUUGCUUGAUAUCUCGGUAGACUACAUGGGAAAGGGAAGAGAAGCAGAGGUCCUCUACAAGCUUUACUCGGAAGAUGGGGUAUUGGGCCAAUUGGUCAACAACCACCCUUCCCUACUCUGGACAUGCAUUUCACACAACGACUUGCACUCUGGAAAUAUAAUCUAUUGUCCGUCGACACAAGAGGUUAGAUUUAUCGAUUGGGAGUAUUCGACAUACAGCAUAAAUGCGUUCGAUAUCGCCUGUUUCUUCCUGGAGUUUACAGGGAUUGAUUGUGAAAUCUCUGCGUUUCCUUGUGCGUCAAAGCGACAAGAUUUCUAUAGACACUACUUUGGAAACUCAAAUUUGCUCAUAGACUCGCUUUGCCUCUUCUUUGUCCCACUUGCAUGUCUGUUCUGGGCUGCAUGGUCGUCCGGAGUAGAUGGGAUCGAUGUAUACACGAAGAAUAGGACACGCCUAGGUCACGCCGUACUUCGUAAAUUGGCGAAUGAAAUCUGGCCACAGUGUGGUUUAGUGCCAGGCAAGGAGGACUAUGAGCUCCUUGAGUUGGUGGACUUCACUUUCCAGAGUCUGUACACCAAUUAA
Molecule: messenger RNA, 1029 nt
Organism: Giardia duodenalis
Lineage: Eukaryota; Fornicata; Diplomonadida; Hexamitidae
Product: putative Ethanolamine kinase
Exons: 1
Coding region: 1-1029 (342 amino acids)
Biological process (GO): phosphatidylcholine biosynthetic process; phosphatidylethanolamine biosynthetic process
Cellular component (GO): cytoplasm
Molecular function (GO): ethanolamine kinase activity; choline kinase activity
Source: RefSeq, a predicted model, not a curated record